Molecule: messenger RNA, 774 nt
Organism: Rhododendron vialii
Lineage: Eukaryota; Viridiplantae; Streptophyta; Magnoliopsida; Ericales; Ericaceae
Product: dormancy-associated protein 2-like
Exons: 3
Coding region: 93-572 (159 amino acids)
Source: RefSeq, a predicted model, not a curated record
UAAAUGGACAUCAAAAUUGAACUUCAAUUUCAUUCCAAACUAGUCUAUCCAACCAACUAAAGAGGGCAGGAAAAAAAAAACUAAAGAAGGAAAUGGGUUCGAAAGCAAUUGUUUUCCUGGGCCUUUUUCUGGCCGUUGUUCUUCUCUUCGCCUCGGAGGUGACAGCCAGGGAUUUGGCUGAGACGACUACCACUUCUACUACCCCUAGUACUACUACCCCUACUGAUCAACAAACUAAUGGGGCUGAUGAUGCCAAGUAUUAUCAUGGCGGUGGUUAUCACCGAGGUGGUGGAUAUUACGGAGGUGGCGGUUAUCACCGAGGUGGUGGAUAUUACGGAGGUGGCGGUUAUUAUGGAGGCGGUCGUGGCGGCGGAUACGGAGGUGGAUACGGAGGCGGCGGUUACGAAGCUGAUCAACAGACUAAUGGGGUUGAUGAUGCCAAGUAUUAUCAUGGCGGCGAAUAUUAUCACCGAGGCCCUUACCACAGGGGCCCGUAUUACAAAGGUGGCGGCAGUUACAGAGGUGGCCAAGGUGGAUAUGGGGGCGGCGGUUAUGAAGAAGAAAGGAAUUAACGUCGUUGGUGCUAUUUGAGCUAUCUGUGCGCCGAAUAGUUAAAAUAUGUAUGAAUAAAGAAGGAUAUCCUAUCAGGCCCUUCAGAUUAAUAGUGAUGUAGUUCCUCAGUUAUGGCAUGAUUUGUAUUUUCCAGUGUUUGUAUUUUCAAAUAGUGUUAAAUCACUUUUGUAUCAGUGAGAUGUUAGAAUGUUUUCAGAACAA